AUGCCGCCCAAGGAACUGGGUCACAGCAGUGAUGCUCGGCUGACAUCAGCUGAAGGUCGUCCAUUUAUCCCAGGAGAACGCAGUUCCGCUCGCAAUGCAAACAAGCGCAAGAACUAUGCAGAGUCACUGCCGAGCAGCACGAUUGAGCCAAAUCGGGCGAACUUGCAGUCCAUGACUACCAUCAACCCGCAACGGACUGCACGCGGAAAAGGAUCUGCGAGGGAUGGGAAACGCAAUGGAAAGUCAAUCAGAGUCUAUUCUUUGUCUCGCCAGCCUGCAGCAAGGAGACCUGCAGUCCAGUUUGGCAAAGUGGUGAAACGUGUAGCCACACUUGAAGCUGCACAGCAAGAGACGGGCGAGAAGCUUCGAAUAGACGAUGAUAAGUCCUCUGCCCCUGCUUCUCCAGCGCAUAAGGUUCAUGACGAGGUCGAUGAUUCACACACGGCCCGCCUGCCAGAAGCGCAUGUGCAAAGUUUGGCAUCAGGCGCUUCGCACUCGUUUCCGAAUUGCAAUCAGGAGUCCGAAAUAGACUCUGCGGAGCAAGCAGGCGACUCUGUCUUGAGGUCAAGCGGGAUGGCAGAUUCGAUGUGUGAGACCAGCAAACUCUCAGACCUUCCAGAGCGACCGAGCACACCAGACAACGCCAAACAAGAGCGAGACACAGACGUGUCGAGUCCGCUCAGCGAGGCACCAUCCGACAUUGACUUGCGGCCUAUCCCAGAUGAUAUCUUCAUGGGCACGAGGGUCUACGCCAAGGAGCCUAGAGGCGAUACAGAUACACAAACUGCUCCUGCAGACAACCUCCAGGACCUGCCAUUGACGGAUUCUACGCCUGUUAUUGCUAGUUCUCUCGUGAACAUGCCACAAAGCUCUACUGAAUCUGGAGUGGAAACCCUAAUCAGAAACGCGCGACCGAGACGAUCGCUCAAACCAAUUCAGAGGUUUGGUGACCUUGUUGAAAUGCCACGCGAAGAGGAGAAGAGUGAUGAUGUGAUCAUCGUGGCCAGAAGCAACCCAAGAACUGCGAAGCAUAACGGGAACGUCCUUCCAGCCACUCAGGACAACGCAGAUGCAGGACGUUCGACACAGAAUUCUGUCGGCAGGAAUAGGAAGCGCAAGCGUUCAGCUGAAGAUGAUGUCCACAAACGUUCGAUCCCAAAGCAGACCAGGAGACGGAGCUCCUCCAGUAAGAGCCUCCAAGCUUCGAGUGACAUAGUUACGCUUCGAGUAACACCAGCCAAGCUCAGUACUGCGAUAUCGAAGCAGCCGAAAAGGAGGUCUGCGAUGACUGCUACGCACCAAGAGUUCCGAGCAGGAACAACGACUGGAGUAACUGCUCUGCCCACUCCAGAAAGCACGCCAGGCAGCAAGUCUCUUGCGACUCCAAUACACACGCCUCAAAGCUGCGAGUUCCCUGUGGCGGGUUUCGAAGAGCCACCCGCAAUACCAGAAUUGAUACAGCUGUCUCGGAAGCUCACAGCACGUCGACCCAUCGAUUCCAAGGAAGAGCCUCAAGGCCACCCUGAAGUAUGGGCAGAGAGCCGACAAGCUCUUUGCGAGACAGUGCCAUAUUUCAAGUCGCCGCAGAGCGGAUGCUACCAGAACAGCGGCCACGUCUAUGCCUUCCUCUACGAUGGAGUUGGCAAUUCUCGAGAGUAUAUGGACACAGAUGUGAUCAUCGCUCGAGCAGGAGGUGGUAUGCAGGCUGAUGCAAGUGGGCAACUGCUGCAGGCCAAACACCAUUCUUUGGACGACGCCCAAGUCCAGGCUGUGCUCAACGACAUUGAACAUCAAAACCCCAUUGUGGUAAUUUGUGGUAACAAGAACGCUGGCGCACUAUGCAAGAUGCCGCAUCGUUACUGCGUGCUUGGAUGGUACAAGCCCGUGGCAGUGUGGGAAGAGAAGACACUGGGCAAGGGGAGAAAAGCCUGGACGACUGUGAAGUUCCGCCUUGAGCGACUGGGGGACAACAAGCGCGCAUGGCAUGCUCCAUCACAGCAGAACGUUACUGAGGUGGAUCGGGAUGUUGCUGGGCCACUAACCGAGGAAAUUUGCCAGGACUGCAAUAACGAAUCACCACAAGUGUACUUGAAUGGCUGGAUGUGUCUUAACUCAGCUUGUGGGAGAUUUUGGAAGCUGGGUGAGGACUCACCUUCUAGUGAUCUUGCAUUCAAUCCUGCCUUUCUCCUCCACCGAACCCGAUGGCAGAAUGAAGAAGAGCCUUUCAGUGUACGGCCACCCAUCCCUGACAGCGGCAAAGUCAUGGGCGAUAACUUGACCAACAUCAACACUCGAGGUGUUGUCUGUCCACAAUGCGGACGUUGCAACCCUAGGCGACUAUGGCGAGGGUGGUCGUGUGACAAUUCGCAGUGUGACUUCUCCAACUUUCCUAAGCACAUUACAGUCAAGCCUGCAAUGCUUCACCAGCCUUGGGAUAGCACGGGCGAAGGGCCAACGCUGUCUCGCAACAGGUAUGCGAAGCAUCUCGGUGUCAAAGUUACAGUCGAGCACAACAAACUGGGCUUCAAGAUCUUUACCUACACAUUUGAUGGAAUCAAUGGCAAGCUGAUUCAUGCAAUCAGCAACUCGAAAAUCAAUUCAGCAUCUAGAGGACCUGAUGAGAUGUUCGAUGCAAUGCAGAGACAGGAUGAUCCAGAGAUGGAUCUGCACCUGGAGCGAAGGCCAUUUAUUGGAACAGGAAGCUCUACGACUCUCAAGUUGAAGACAGCUUCUCCAGGCAGAUUGACAGCAACCCCAGAUGCGCACAAACUUGGGACGAAUGCAGGAGUGGUAGACGAUUCUAUCAUUGAGAAUAUGCUCAAUGGCUCGCAAGCACUUUUCAGCGAGGCACAGAACAACCUCGACGACAGCGAAGACGAAGACGAGGCGGAAGAGCCGUCACCACCAAAGAGAGCACGCGGCCGACCAUCCCUCGCAGCCACCACAACAACGACAGCAGCACCCACCGAACCAGGCGACCUCAUGACAGCCUUCAGCGUCAAUUAUGGCAUGCCCUACAAGUUCGUCGCCGGCGGCUCCAGCUUGCCAUUCUCCUCCGCCCCCUGGCCAGUCCGAGCAUGUCGCGCAGACCUCAACUGGGCAUCCAAAAACUUCUCAUCCCCUGCAGGCCACACCGACUUCAACGAACAGCUUAUCUUCGCGUACAUGGAAGGGCAAAAAGUCGAGUACCACGACGACGGCGAAACCGGUCUCGGCCCUCGCAUCGCCUCCAUGUCCCUCGGCAGCAAAGCGAAAAUGAUGCUCCGCAUGAAAGCCAAACACUUCGUCGGAUGCAGCAAGACUGGCAUUCUGACACCUGAGAAACCAGUCCCAGUCUCCAUCGGCGGAAGAGAAAUGUAUCUCAAACGCCUCGCAGCUUGGGAAGAAAUCCAAGAAUUGCGCACAUCUGAUAAACGCACCUACGAAACCCGCAGAAAAGAACUUCCACAUGAACUCGGCAUUUUCGCAAAACGGACGAAGAAAGCGGAGGAUUUGGUUACUUUGACGUUGAAUCAUGGGGAUAUUGUGUUGAUGGAGGGGUAUGAGAUUCAGAGCUAUUUGGAACAUAAAGUUGUUCCGGAGGGGUGUUUGAGGUUUGCGUUGACUUGUAGGACGGUUUUGCCGGAGCAUUUGAGGGCUGAGGAGAGGCCGGAGUAUGGGGUGGAAGAGGAUGAGCCGGGGAUGGGGAGUUUGGGGAGAAUGGCUGCUGCUGAUGCUCGGGCGGAACGACAGAAUGGGAUGGGGUUUGGUGACGAGGAUGAGGUGGUGUGA
Molecule: messenger RNA, 3771 nt
Organism: Cercospora beticola
Lineage: Eukaryota; Fungi; Ascomycota; Dothideomycetes; Mycosphaerellales; Mycosphaerellaceae
Biological process (GO): DNA alkylation repair; DNA repair
Molecular function (GO): ferrous iron binding; cytosine C-5 DNA demethylase activity
Source: RefSeq, a predicted model, not a curated record